This is a messenger RNA of Iphiclides podalirius (scarce swallowtail), 1230 nucleotides long. Lineage: Eukaryota; Metazoa; Arthropoda; Insecta; Lepidoptera; Papilionidae. The record is from the annotation of a GenBank genome assembly.
AUGCAUCGCAGCAGGCUCAACCUCAUGUGUUUAAUCUUAUGCUGCAUACAAAGAUCGACAGAUACUCAGCAAACAACAGCAAACAUUCGUGAGCGUAGAAGUGGAGAAAAAGAUGGUCUUGCCAUUUCCAGAGAAAUAUUUAGAAACAUUACUAAGAAAUUACGGGAAAAUUUCAAAAGUGAAGUGAUUACUGAUUCACGUCAACAUAAAAUGCGAGCGAAGACGGAUGAGCAACGUAAUGUGGCCCCAUAUCAAGGGUAUCAUCAUCACGAGCAACAUUGGGGACCAUAUUUUGAGGAGAACAAUGUCACACAAAUGGUGGCACAUGUUGGUUCGGAGGCCUUAUUAAAUUGCAGAAUUGUUAUGUUAAAAGAUAAGACGGUUAUGUGGCUUCGCAACACAACUGACGCUGCACAAUUACUAACUGUUGGAAAAGAGGCACAUGCUGGUGAUAGUCGAAUAUCUGUAAAAUUCCAAUACCCAAAUAAUUGGCGUAUUAGUAUAAAUCCUUUAAGAAAAUCUGAUGAAGGUUUAUACAUGUGUCAGAUAUCGACACAUCCACCUCGGACGAUAUAUGCAAAUUUAACAGUUUUACCGCCAGUACUAACGAUAAAUGGCGACAAAAUGCACGUUAUCAAAGAUAGAUUUUAUAAGGCAGGUAGCUCCAUAAAGUUGACCUGUGCUAUUUCCGAAGACUACGUAUUGUCUUUAACUACUCAAAUGCCAGAUAGAGCAUCCACAACUCCUGUUACUACUUCUAUGACAUCGACUACAGAAAUAGUAACUGAAAUGACUACUGUACGCAAUAGUUUAGAAAUAAUGUUAAACGAAAGUUGGAGUAUUGCCACACCAACCACAAAAUCAACAGUCAAAAUAACGAGACCAACGCCGGAAAUUCAAAAAACUACUCAAAAAGUAACUACUACAAAACCUGCAGAGGCAAUUAAUAACAUUUUUGGACUGGUAUGGAUAAAGGAAGGAAAAGAAAUUGUUAGACAAAUAUCAUGGCAAAAUAUCAGUUCUACUAUAACAGUCACGUCUGCAUCUCAAGAAGAUAGUGGAUUCUACACAUGCCAGUUGAACAAAUAUUCGCAAGUUACCACGAACGUUCACGUCUUGAUUGGAGAAAAUCAAGCAGCUGUCCAUCACGAUACAUCGUAUAAUGGAUCAUUCUAUUUGAAAACUUACAAUAAGGCAGUACUGUUUUUAUUUUUCUUAUUGUUUUUAAGC